Messenger RNA from Dufourea novaeangliae, 1083 nucleotides. Its product is annotated as transcriptional adapter 1-like. Gene Ontology annotation, biological process: regulation of transcription by RNA polymerase II. Gene Ontology annotation, cellular component: SAGA complex. Lineage: Eukaryota; Metazoa; Arthropoda; Insecta; Hymenoptera; Halictidae. The transcript has 5 exons. Gene Ontology annotation, molecular function: transcription coactivator activity. The coding region runs from base 1 to 960 and encodes 319 amino acids. The record is from RefSeq and is a predicted model, not a curated record.
AUGACGACGUCAAAAGAACUGAAUUUAGCCAGAAAAAGUCUUGUAGCCUCCCUUGGAGAAAAUGCAAAAGUGUACUUUGAAAAAAUGAAACUCUGGUUCCAAAUGAAGACAACAAAAGAAGAAUUUGAUUGUGAAGCAAGAAAUAUUAUGACAGAAGACCAAGUUCAUCUGCACAAUGAAUUUCUAUUAUGCUUGUUUAACAAAGUGAGAGGCUUAGCUGCAGCUACACCUAAUCGCAAAAUAGACAGAGAUAAGGCUAUAAAAGAAAAAAGGCUGCGACUGAAACGGAAAUAUAAAACUGAUAAAUCAAAUUUCGAGCCUGCAGAUAUGUAUGUGGAAGUAUUGAGUCAAACAUCAUCACCUGUUGGAGACGAGCCCAUUGGAGCAAAUCGAUCUAGUGCACAAGAGCUCGUGUUACCGGAUAGAACAUUUGUAUUAGCAAGAUUAAUGCUCGCUGCCUGGGAAAAUAAUAUGGACGGAGCAGAAGAGAAUACUGCGCAUAUAGUUAUAGCCGCGACACAGAUUUUUCUGAAAAAUAUACUCACAGCAAUAUUUACUAGGAGAAAGGGAUAUGCAGUACGAGAUGGUUCAUUCAUUUAUUGUAUUGGAGAACCAGUACCUAGUUCAUGGAAAAGAAAUUCCACACGCAUAUUACAAUCGUCAGAUAACUGUGCAACAGAAAUAAUAGAUUCAUAUGGUCAAGUACCUUCAAUAAAACCAAAUUUUGAAGAAGCUGAACAAGCUACAGCUUUUGCUUACGCAUGUUCUCCACAGACUAUUCCACCCCCAUUAAAACCUGUCAGCACAGUUGAUUUACAACAUACACUGAAGAUGUACAAAAAUCUAGUUAGCAACCACACAAUAUACGCGACUAAUAUGGAACGCUUAUAUACAUAUACCACACAUCCAACAUGGGAAGAUUUUGAAGCCAAAAAAUUGUGCCAUCAAUCCAAGACAUAGAUCUUGAUGUAGCUAAAUGAAUUACUCCGUACCAUGUAUAAUUUAAAUAUAAGGGUGUAUAUGCAAAUGUUACAUGUAUUAUUUAUGUUUUUUACAAGAUGUACUUUACUAAUAAAAUUAACU